This is a messenger RNA of Rhizoctonia solani, 1155 nucleotides long. RefSeq names its product required for meiotic nuclear division protein 1. Lineage: Eukaryota; Fungi; Basidiomycota; Agaricomycetes; Cantharellales; Ceratobasidiaceae. The transcript has 4 exons. The record is from RefSeq and is a predicted model, not a curated record. Gene Ontology annotation, biological process: positive regulation of mitochondrial translation. The coding region runs from base 1 to 1155 and encodes 384 amino acids.
AUGCUUUUCGCUUACACCCCCUUGGCUCAUCUCGACGAUUUGGCCCUAGUUACGCAAGAAGAGGUAAAAUCGGUGUGGUCGAAACUAACAGACAAGGCAAGUCACGUGAUACGAUACUUGCCGGCGGGGCGCUUAAUCCGCCGCUUGGCUUCGCCCAAAUCUAAGCCACAAACACUACGUCGAGCAGCUCAGGCUUCCCUUCCAAUCCGCUCUAACCCUACGCCUACGCGCGGUACAAUUCGACCCGUACUAACGCUUGCUACCGCCGAAUCAUAUAAUCCUCACUUUUUGGAGGGUACUCUUCCCGCUGGUUCUCAACGCGUACAUGCUGCCUGGUGGAUUCCAAAAUGGAAGUCUGGAGAAGUCUGGGUGUUUGACUCUGGUAGCUGUGUGUUCUGGGGCUUGAGUGAGGCUGAAGCACGAAUGUUUGUUGCCGAGGUGAUCAUGCGUGUGAAGGGGGUCGAAGUGGACAAGCUAAAGACACUGGAGCUUGAAGAACUGGAGUUUGUUACAGACCCUAAAGAAACGACCCGCCUUCAAGGGGACCUAAUAAUACUUGGCCAGAUACCCCCCAUAUCUGAAGUCGAAUUUCCCUCUCCUCCCUCAUCCUCAACAGCCAUAUCUCCAGAGACACUUCCAGCACGAUACGCAUUCUCUCACGCUCUCGCACGCUCUUCAGCGCUCGCGGCACUCGAGACAUCGCUCGAUAGCUAUCUCCACAGCGUGUCCCGGCUCCCAUCGACUCUCGGUACAACCGGGAAACCCGGUCUGGGCCGGAAAGAACUGCGAAUGAAAUUAGGACAGCUUAUGCGGUUCCGACAAGGUGUUAACCUGGGUCGCGAAUCCUUCGGGGAUACGCCAGACUUAUAUUGGACGGAGCCAGUGUUGGAGGGAUACUUUGAUUCUGUGAGCGAGGCACUAGAAAUUAAGGCUCGAGCGGAUUCUGUCAAUGCGAAGAUCACGUAUGCGGCUGAGUUGCAAGGGCUGCUGAGAGAGCUUUUAGCAGAGAGCUCAGGACAUCGAAUGGAGUUGAUUAUCAUUGCACUAAUUGCGGUCGAAGUUGUGAUAGCCAUAAUUCGUGAUGGCCCGGAGCUCUGGCAUAUGCUUACCGGCGUAUCAGAGGCAGACGGGCAACACAGUGAACCUACAAAAUAG